UUAAAAAUUUCAAUACAAAAUAAGUGCCCUAAUCAGUUAAUCAGUACAGAACCCCAAUUCCAAAUCUCUCAUCUUCAUCGGCUCACUGCCACUGUUACCUCAGUGCCGGCGGUGGACUCUCCGGUAAAGAUUUUUCCGAUCUCAUACUCCUCUUCUCUGCUCCUAUUUAUUCCAAUCAUGAAUAAUUUCUACGUUCGUUUUUGAUGCUCGUAUUUUUCUUUAGCAGAAAAAUUUAGUGAAUUCUUUACAGGUUAAGUACUUGAUGGUAUUUCUUAGCUGGACGCGUCCAUCUCCUGAAGAGCAGAAAGCAUGUAUCAACAAGUAAAGAAUGCCCAGAACUUGUUACUGGCUUCGUUCCAAUUUAUUUGUCUUAUCUUGCUUUUUAAUCCGUUUACCAGAGAUUCUAGACCGCUACAUCGUUUUGGGACACUCUACGUAUGUUUAUUUUAAGAUUAAACUCUGUGUCAACUCAACAAAUUGAAAUAGAAUGAGUAAUUUAUUUAUUUCCCUUUCUAUUGGUUUAAUUGUGGGAAUCAUUAUUGAGGGUUUCGUCUGUAACAGGUCUGGUUCCUUUAACUAUGAUAAAAGAUUUAGAGGAACUACUGAGAAACCUGCUCCUCUACUUAAGCAAGACAGUGAGCUUGCAAAGGAUGGUUUCUCUGUUAAUUGUGCUCGAGUAUUAGUCGGUUCAGGCCGUGAGACUUUUGAAAAGGGAAAAGCUGCCCUUCAAAAUUGGAGGCAUUUUGGAUUGAAUUGGGCGUUUGUUGAUCCAAAAGCUCAAAUUCAAAGUGGGACAAAGUUCUGUGUUUGUGUGAAGGAGUUCUUCCCGUGGCUUAUGAUGCCUCUACAGGUUGUUUAUGUUAGCGAGAACAAGAACUCGAAAAAGGGGGCUUCGUUUAGUUUUGGCAGUGGAACUCUGCAAGGACAUUUGCUGGCUGGUGAAGAACGUUUUUCAAUAGCAUUGGACGAAAAUGAUCUAGUUUGGUACGAGAUACUUUCCUUCUCGAAGCCUGCACAUUUGCUGUCACUCUUUGGAUACCCUUAUGUUCUUCUAAGGCAAAAGUACUUUGCUCAUCAAUCAGGUAGUGCGGUGAAGAAACAUUUAUCUGCUUAAAACAUGUGAGGCUAUAACUGUGUGUGAACAGGAACUCUUUGUUGUAAAAGAUUCCCAUCCAUAGUUAUGUUGGGUCUUCAUUUCAUGUAUAUUUCUUUGCAUUAUAUGCACGACCUAGUUACUAAUAAUGCAAUUCUAGUCCUUGUUAAAGAAAAAUGUAAUUGUAGUCCAAUAGCUGGAUAAUCAGUGUGAUUUAAUUAAGUGAAUGCAUAGAAGAAAAACUAUGCAUAAGAACCCAAUAGCGAGAAUCAUUUCAAGAAAGGGUCAUUCCAUUCUAAUGUA
Solanum lycopersicum (tomato) is the source of this 1396-nucleotide messenger RNA. RefSeq names its product UPF0548 protein At2g17695. NCBI's taxonomy places the organism in Eukaryota, Viridiplantae, Streptophyta, Magnoliopsida, Solanales, Solanaceae. The record is from RefSeq and is a predicted model, not a curated record.